AUGGAUAUUAUCAGAACGCCUGGAAAUAUUAAUUAUAAUAGUAAUGACAGCAGCGGCAGUCUUGAGCCGCUGUUGCGUAGUCCCAAGUCAAAGGACAAUAAUGGGCACCACCAGGGAAGCUCAAUCGCGUCCGGUCCGAAUCCCGCUCACCAUUCAUCCUCCAACAACGAUCAGCGUCCGAGUGGGCGGAAUGGCCUAAAAGCUGGCGGUAGUGUUGACAGUCAACCUAUUGUGCCCGCUGUGCAACAACAGGAGCAGCAGCAAAACAGGGGCAGUGGUAGUGCGCAAUUGCGGCAACAACCUCCACAGUGCCCCUCGACUGACUCGGGCAACAGUUCCAGUGUGAGCAGCAGUAGCAGCAGUGGCGGCGACGGUGGUGGUCGGAGUAAUAGUAGUAGUGCCAGUGCCUCCGGAGUUAAUGUUGAAGAUCCAGAGACUAAACCGCAACCUCCUUCCGGUGAUGGCGUGACCGCCGAUCAACAGCCACACACGACGGCGACGGUCAAUCGCAAUGUGUAUGUGAACAAAACGUACGACCGUGGUGGUAGUGCUAGUGUCGAUGGCGAUGUCGGUUCCGUGUCCGUGGUUUCGAUCGACGAAGGUAUUGACGAGCCUUCCAGGUCGGUGGGACCGAUCGUUGCUGGUGGUGACGGUGGCGGCGAGGAAGAGAUCAAACCUUUGCUCGAGAUGACCAACGAGCGUCGGAAGAGGAAGAGCAUUGUGAAGAGCCCCUCGAACCAGAGUUUCGGCGACAAACCCCCUCGACUGUUGAGUCUGCAAUUUUCGCAACCGGAAGGCGUGAUGGUUGCCGAACGUCCCGUGCACCACGUGCAGUUCAGCAGCGCGAAACAGCGCUUGGAUUCGGACGCCGAAGGGGGCGAUCGACUAACGCUGCUUGCCGGAACAACGGGAGGUUCUGGUGACGCCGCGACGGGUUCAUCGGAACCGAUGUGGCCACCGACCAGUCCAGUCGGUAGUAUCCUGUCGCACGGUUCAGCAUCUUCUUCAUCGUCCGGCUCAUCGUCCUCAUCGUCGUCGUCUUCCUCGAACGGCAACAGCUCGCUCGGAGCGUACGCCGAAGCACGGCCACCGGAUGGUGGUUGGGGCUGGGUUGUCGUCUUCGCCUCCUUCAUGGUGAACCUGAUUGCGGACGGCGUAACGUUCAGCUUCGGUGUGAUGUACAUUGAGCUGCUAUCAUACUUUGGCGAGGGCAAAGGCAAAACUGCCUGGGUCGGAUCACUCUUCAUGGCCAUGCCGUUGCUCUGCGGUCCGGUAGCUUCGUUUCUCACCGAUCGCUACGGCUGUCGCAAGGUAACCAUCAUCGGUUCGAUACUGGCCUCCGGUGGCUUCGCGUUGUCCGCGUACGCCUCCUCGAUCGAGAUGCUGUACCUCACGUUCGGCAUAAUGGCCGGAUUUGGACUUAGCCUGUGUUACGUAGCAGCCGUUGUCAUCGUGGCGUACUACUUCGACAAGCGGCGCUCCUUUGCGACUGGUCUGUCCGUGUGUGGCAGCGGUAUUGGAACGUUUAUUUUCGCCUCCCUCACGCAGUUCCUGCUGGACACGUACGGAUGGCGCGGUACGACACUCAUACUGGCCGGCGUCUUUCUCAACAUGUGUCUCUGUGGGCUGCUGAUGCGUGAUCUUGAGUGGACAACACACAAAUCGAAGCAACGGCGCCGUCGCCAACAACAGCAAGCGGAUUCGGUCAGCAACAGCACGAACACGGCUGGCGGUGCCAACACAACCGGAGCGCUCGUGAACGGCUGCAUUGCCGGCGAAGGAAACGGUGCGCUGGCAACGAACGGUUUGUCGGAACCGAUGAGUAACCAGCAAGCGUACGAUCUCGACGAUCCACGUCUGUUCAGCUCACUUAUCACGCUUCCAACGUUUAUGCAAAACGGUGCCUCCGGACACGAAAAGAUUCCGCUCGAAUUGCUUACCAUGCUGAGCAAACAGCGCAACGUGCACGAUCACCAUUUGCUCCAAAGCUUCCCUCCCAAGCUGAGUAGUUCGCACAGCUUCAGUCAGCCCCUGUCCCCACCCAGCGGUGGUGGUGAUGGUGGCGAUCUUGAGGAGCACAGUGUAGAAUUGGCACCGAGUGACGACCCAAAGAAGGUGGUGGAAGGUGAAACGAAAGCGAACAGUAUCGAGGUGGCAGGUCAGCCAUCGCGUCAACGAGCUGCCGGUGAACAGCGCGCCGGGGCAAGAGGACGGAACGCGGCCGGCCACAGGCAAUCGGCCGCCCAGUACGAUCACGAAGGGCUUCCCGUAUUCCUGCGUCGGGUGCACAGCCACAGCACCCGCGGUACGAACCCGACGAGCCCACAUCCGACACCGACGACCGCGUCCUAUCUGAAGGACUUGCGCAUGCAUCGCCAUUCGCUCACGUACCGCGGUGCUAUGCUGAACAUUCAGCGCUACCGGCUGCGUGCCUCCUCCUGUCCCGACAUCUACCGCAACUCGAUGACGACGAUCGCCAAGGAGAAGUCGGCCUGGUUCCAGGGUGUGGAAGAGUUCCGAACACUAUUUGUCAGUAUUCUGGACUUUUCCUACUUCUCCGACGUGCACUAUCUGCUGUUUGCCGUGUCCAAUUUUUUGCUCUACACGUUCUACGAUGUACCGUACGUGUACCUUGGGGACUACGCGACGCAGAUUGGCUUUAGCCACCAGCAAUCGUCCCUGCUCAUCUCGAUCAUCGGUAUCCUCAACAUGGUGGGCGAGGUUGUGCUCGGGUGGAUGGGAGAUCGGAAAUCGGUGAACGCUAACUACACGUACGCGAUCUGCAUGGCAUUAUGUGGAAUAGUGACCGCCUUGGUACCUCUGUUUCACGAUUAUACGCACCUUUCGGCGCUAGCUGGAGGUUUUGGUCUGUUCAUAGCAGCAAACUACUCGCUGACCAGUAUUAUCCUGGUGGAACUCAUCAGCCUGGAGCGUUUCACGAACGCUUAUGGGCUGUUACUUUUGGUACAAGGCGUUGCCAACCUGGUAGGACCGCCAUUGGCAGGGUGGAUCUCAGAUUUGACCGAAUCGUACGAUUUGUCCUUUUAUUUGGCUGGGUUUUUCAUUGUGGUUUCCGGUGCGCUGUUGAUGGUGCUUCCUAUUGUGUCGAAGGUUCGCAAAACGAUCGAAACUCGCCGCCGUAGCUCGGCCCGUGCCUCCGACGAUACCGCCAGCGAGGAGGCUAAUUUUGGUAAAAAGAUUUCUUCCGGCAGUGGCCACCAACAUAACAAUAAUAGUUCUUCGAAUGGCAACAACAAAAGUGUUACUGAAUGCGACACGAAAGGCUCAUCACCGAAGGAUUUACCUACGGCACGUACGACCGCUGCCUACGCUGAUCACGUUUUUGGAGUGGACAGUAAAAACUUUCCCCUGGAGGGUGGCGUAACGGUAUGAGUUAGUUGACAAGGAGAGCGGCCAACGGGUCGCCAGCGUGUGACUUCGACGAGGGAUUUGUGCCCGAUUGAUCGGUUUCUUCCAUUGAACGCAGCAUAUGCAGUUUACGAAUGUUCAUGUAGUUCAUGUAGCCAGAUAAACUAGUUUUUUCAUCGUUCUUAUUUGGAAAGUGUCCUUUUGUCCCUUCCCAUUUAUCAACCUAAAUCAUCAUUGAAUGCUGAAAUGAGCUGAGCAAUUGAAUUUAAAUCCCUCAAAGUAGAGCGUUAUUAUUUUAAAACAGUAUAUGCUUGUAGAUUGUCGAACACAAAAUGAAACAAAUAGAGCAUUGGGCGAAAGCCUAGAUACACUUUCAGCACAAACGACCGAUAUCAUGCCCGAUAGCUCGAGAUAAUAAUUACAAAAGGUAACAGUAUAAAAGACGAUUACAAUAUAUAUACCUCAUAAUGUACGGAAAGCUAUGCACUCUUCACAGCACACGAUUUCUUGGUGUGGUCUGCUAAAAGCAAAAUUCAGCUUCCGUUUUUAUUUGACAUAACUGUUUUGUGCAGCCAUGUCACGCAGCUGGUUUUGCACCCCUGCGUUAUUGAUUUCGCUUAUAUACCACUUUCUUUGAAUUUCAUGUAAUGUGUUGAACUUGGCUUAAUAUAGGUCCUAUUUGAUUUCAAAUUCAUUGGCUAAGAAGAUGUUUCUGGCAGGAUAGGAACUGUAUCUAGAUAACGUAUAAAACCUUUUUGAACUAUAGUCUUUCUGAUAACCAAUUAAGGAAAAUUCAUCACACUAGGUACAGAUAAUCAUGAGAUGAGAAUUGAUGCAAUGAAACCAAAGCUAAUGUUUCAUUUUAGAAACGACGAAUGUUGAAUUAAAACCAAAACCGAUUGGCCCAUUUGUAUGUAAAUAUACAAAGAAAUAAGGCGAAUCUAACGAUAAGAUGUUCACUGCUCACUAGUGAUCGGCAGAAUAUGAUUUUUUUCACUUAACAGUCUUUCACUUUUCAACGGUUAAUGUGCACGAACCGAUCAAUUUGAACAUUAGUUUAAAGUUUAUGCUUCUGCUGUGAGGCAGAAGCAAACCACUUGGUGGAAAUGGCAAACUUCAUCUUUGACUCAUAUAAAACUGCUACUUGCAGAUCGAUUUCAUAGUAGGGGAUGCACGGAGCGAAGAAAUAGUAAAUAAAAUAUGAAUCAAAUCUGAACAAAAGCAUAUGUAAUCUCUAUUUGGUGGAGGUUGAGUUUUCGAACGACCGAUCGACACGAAAUCGUUGCGACUAUUGGUAAAUAAUAAAAGCUUUUUGGAAAAAACUCUCCUUUAAUGGAAACCAACUAAAUUUUUGAACUGUGAAGCGAUGCAACAACCAACAAUUCUGCUAAAUAUAAUAAACUGAACAAAGGAGAUGUGGACGAGAACUGACAUUGUGCAUGUAACACUAUAGAGAGAAAGACAGAGAGAAGCAUAAAAGAAAUAUUCAUCAGCUGUGAUCACCUAGCAUAUUAACAACCAAACUAAACUAAAUUGAAUUAGUAGAACAAUGCUAACCAGGAACAUCAACCGUUGUUAGAAGAUUAUUGAAAGAUGGAGAAGUAGAACACCAGAAUCGACAUGAAAGAGCAGUAAUCACUAAUCAGGUGGUGCACCGGAUGAAUGUAGCAGAAUGUCGGAAGCUCGAAAGCAUGAAUAGAUAAAAGACAGUUUUUCAGUUCAGUUUGCAAAAGUUGUUUCUGUGUAUGAAACGAAUAAUUGUAAAAUAUUAAUCUGUUCUACUUUUGUUGGAAUGCAAAGAUGUAGCGAGUGAACAUUAUGGAGACGGUGACACAUCGAUAGCCACCGAUAAAGCGAAACAUACAAUAUAGCUAUAGAAACUAUAACUUAAAAUGGGAUCAAACAACCAGGGCAAGAGGCUCUCCAAUAGAUUGUGUAAACAUGCAUACGAUUAAGUUGAACACUCUGCCAAACACAGUGGAAGAAAAUGACAAGUAGAAAAGAUAAACAAGUUAUAAGUAAACUAUAUAAAUCAGCAAAUCAAAUAUAUUUUUAAGCAGACGUCUUUCACAUAAAUCCCGUAUGUCAAAAAGAGACCGAACAGUAAGGACUGAUUGCAUGAAAUGGGAGCAGAUUUGGUACGGUUAUAAAAUCUCUUUUGGUGAGAAUCCGUUCAAAAGGGGUGUUUUUGGUUUUUCAAUAUUUAAAUUCAAGUUGAACUCUUUUCAAUGGUAUGAAUUUGGUUCAAGAGAAUGGAAAGGUAAAUAGGAUCAUGCUCUGGCAGUGGCGGUUGCGGUAGGUAGACUGUAUCCAUCUGUUGCAGUGCUCAUGGAGUUCUGGUAGCAAAGAAAUUAUGCAAAACAAAUUGUAGUAGAGCGUAACAUAGUAUAUUUAACUUCAAAUCUUUUCGAAAGACACUAGCAUAAAGUACGUUUGUGCUGGAAAAGUGUAAAUCGAAAGAACAUCUGAGAACCACACAAAUAUUACGCCCAUGAGAAUGCAUGUCUUGGUAUUUACAUUAACAAACUUUAAACCAAACAAUUGUUACAUAAAGUGAAAAGAUGAGAGAUCUUUUUCGACAUUUGUACACUGUACUAAUCGCAUUGAAGACUUUUUUGUUUACUUUCGCAAUUGAAUACUUCGUCGAAUGAUAUGUAGUGUAGUAGUAUUUGCAUUCAAACAUGAAGAACUUCCCAUAACCACUUAGCAUAGAUGACACGGCAGCCCAAUUGAUAAUAUUUGACUUGACGCCCAUUCACAGUUUGUUCGAGUGUGUGAAGGGUUCGAUUAGAAGAUGGAUAAUGUCAUUUAGCGAACAAAUUAUAGAAAAAAAGAAAUAAAAACAAAUCUAAACUAAAACCAGUUUCA
Anopheles cruzii is the source of this 6237-nucleotide messenger RNA. RefSeq lists its product as uncharacterized. Gene Ontology annotation, molecular function: monocarboxylic acid transmembrane transporter activity. The coding region runs from base 1 to 3393 and encodes 1130 amino acids. NCBI's taxonomy places the organism in Eukaryota, Metazoa, Arthropoda, Insecta, Diptera, Culicidae. The transcript has 5 exons. Gene Ontology annotation, biological process: transmembrane transport; monocarboxylic acid transport. The record is from RefSeq and is a predicted model, not a curated record.